GGUUAGAAGCAAGGUUAAGAAGGAUAACGACUACAGGCAUGGUGGUUUUGAUCGGAACUUUGAACGUCCACCGCGGGUUGAGAAUACUCUAAGGGAUGCAACUAUGAUCGUCGUCGCGUCGAGAAGGAAGUAUCUGGGGACAAUAGUAUGCUAUUGGAGGAAGACGAGGAAGAAGCGACGAGUCCGCGCGCCCCCGCAAACUCAUCGUACAUCAAUUGAGAGAGGGCAGGAAGGGAUACGAUCGAGAAAGAGAAAGUUGUGAAAGCCGGGGAUACCUGAUUUAAUUCCCAGGCAAUUCGAGUCGAUCAGCAUCGACAAACAGCCGCAGGGUAUCUCGUGAAACAUGCACGAAUGGGAAGAAAGUCAAAUAUACGAUUGGGAAAGAGGGCCCAAGCAGCCGAUCAAGUGUUCGGGUGAGAAUGGGGUGCUUCGAGAUGACUUCAACCUUUGGCGGGUUAUGGGGACCAAGUCCGCACAUCUUGGGAGCGAUGAUUGUGUUUGUACCGUAUCUGCAGUAUCCUUGAUGAGAAGUUUAGCACCAGAAUCACCCUGGAGAAGCUAUGAAAUCGACGUCGGGGACGGAGAACUACAAGUAUCCACAGAAGGCCGAUCGGGAAGCUCGAGUCGACCGGAUGAAUCGAUGGCAUCCCUCAGUGAUGCUAUGGUCGACUCUUUGGGGGAGGAGGAUUGCGCACGUGGGACGACGUAUCGAACGGAGCUUAGGUCGAGGGACAAAACGACGAGGGUUCAUAUUGUACCCACGGCGUCCUCUUGGUCGCCAUCGGCAGUGAAAUCCUUAAUCGAAGACUUCAGGGUGUUUGAUAAACCACCGCAGUUCGCAAGUGGAGUAUGGCUUUACAUGAGUAAGUGGGUUGAUUUGGAGAGGAAAGAUAAGGAGUUACGUGGGGUUGGUGGAAGAUUGCCUGAAAGGGAUGAUUCGGAGGAGGGUGCUUGGUCCAUUUUUAUGCAUAGGAAGCGAGUGUGGUGUUGCAUAAUUGGACUUAAAGGGGACCUUGAGGUAAUCAAUGCGAUAGCAUUGGAGGUAAAUGUCAAGGAUCAAAUUAUAUAUAUGGAUGUAGAGAGGAGGGAUGAAGAGUCUGGUAGCCAUGGUCUCAAUGAUAUGAGUUAUGCCUUUGGAGUAGGUUCGAGAGAAGUUGAAGCGUACGGUGAUGGAAGGAUGAAUGGAACGCUCAGCUGGAGGAAUGGUAGUUAUUGGAAUUAGUACUCCAUGAAAUGUAGGCUAAAUCUGGAAUGGGAUGAUUAUUGCUCAAUGCAUGGACCGCAACCGUGGGCCAACAAGUUGGGAAGUAGAAGCAAAGUGGGAGUCAUUGGUUCGGCCGCGUUGGACGAGGAGUUGGCUUUCAUUGGAGCUGGUAAUGACGGAGGAAUCGAUUUGGUGCACAAGCUGAAUUGGAAGUAUCGAAAGCGCGAACUUUUUGGACAAGGUUCUUUUAAGGGGGGAGGGAUGUUACGAGAUCGGGCCAUCAUAGCAUUUCGUAGGAGACGGGGCUUGCGUAUCUUUAGUAUUUUAUUUUUAGUACACUAUUGGGCUUUUAUUAUUAUUGUCUUUAUUAUUUUUUACGUUGUUCGUAUAGGAUUUGGUUAUUUGUUAGUACUAUCCUUAGAGGUUUAUGAGUCAUAAUCUAGAUAGGUGAAGGUAGAGGCUUUGUGCCUAUAAAUAUGUACUUAUAUC
Linum trigynum is the source of this 1693-nucleotide messenger RNA. NCBI's taxonomy places the organism in Eukaryota, Viridiplantae, Streptophyta, Magnoliopsida, Malpighiales, Linaceae. The record is from the annotation of a GenBank genome assembly.